This is a messenger RNA of Schistocerca nitens (vagrant locust), 828 nucleotides long. Its product is annotated as putative surface-exposed virulence protein BigA. Lineage: Eukaryota; Metazoa; Arthropoda; Insecta; Orthoptera; Acrididae. The record is from RefSeq and is a predicted model, not a curated record. The transcript is spliced from 2 exons. The coding region runs from base 1 to 828 and encodes 275 amino acids.
AUGACACUGCCGGGACCAACUAUUGCGGGGUUACCAGAGGAUGUGUUACCAGAGGAUGUGUUACCGGAGGAUGUGUUACCGGAGGAUGUGUCGCCGGAGGAUGUGUCGCCGGAGGAUGUGUCGCCGGAGGAUGUGUCGCCGGAGGAUGUGUCGCCGGAGGAUGUGUCGCCGGAGGAUGUGUCGCCGGAGGAUGUGUCGCCGGAGGAUGUGUCGCCGGAGGAUGUGUCGCCGGAGGAUGUGUCGCCGGAGGAUGUGUCGCCGGAGGAUGUGUCGCCGGAGGAUGUGUCGCCGGAGGAUGUGUCGCCGGAGGAUGUGUCGCCGGAGGAUGUGUCGCCGGAGGAUGUGUCGCCGGAGGAUGUGUCGCCGGAGGAUGUGUCGCCGGAGGAUGUGUCGCCGGAGGAUGUGUCGCCGGAGGAUGUGUCGCCGGAGGAUGUGUCGCCGGAGGAUGUGUCGCCGGAGGAUGUGUCGCCGGAGGAUGUGUCGCCGGAGGAUGUGUCGCCGGAGGAUGUGUCGCCGGAGGAUGUGUCGCCGGAGGAUGUGUCGCCGGAGGAUGUGUCGCCGGAGGAUGUGUCGCCGGAGGAUGUGUCGCCGGAGGAUGUGUCGCCGGAGGAUGUGUCGCCGGAGGAUGUGUCGCCGGAGGAUGUGUCGCCGGAGGAUGUGUCGCCGGAGGAUGUGUCGCCGGAGGAUGUGUCGCCGGAGGAUGUGUCGCCGGAGGAUGUGUCGCCGGAGGAUGUGUCGCCGGAGGAUGUGUCGCCGGAGGAUGUGUCGCGUCGCCAGCAAAUGUACAUUCUGGCCACAUGCUUAGUGAGCAUGCCAUACUUUUGUUGA